UCUCUUUUCUGUCUGUAACGUUCCGACGGAUCAAAAGGAGUGCGCACGCACAUAAAGAAAUGGAAAGAGGAGACGUGGUGCAACGGGCGAGAGAGCGUGUCUGAGAUCGAGCGAGGGAGGAAAGCGGGCAGCCGCCGUGUGCAUGCGGAGACCGUUGCUGCCUUCAAUUACAAUUACGGUGGCUGCCUCCUCCGCCGUGGGGCAAAUUAAAUGGCGAAGGCGCUCGUCCUCCCCGUCUCCGUGAAGCGAGGGUCGUGUGAGUGUGCUCAUGUGCAAGGUCCAGCGCUCGUAAUCAUCUCCUUCACCAACUUCUCCUAUAUUAAAUGGAUGUGCUGUUGCUGAAUGCUUGCUGGUUAGAGAAGCCCACACAAGGCCUCUUCUCCUUUACCGGAUGAUGGCUUUCUUCUGCACACUCCAUUACCACCACCAGACGGCCCCAACCAGCAACCAUUACCUUUUCUGCCCCUUUUCCUCCUCAUUCUGAGUUUGUUGGCUCCCUCAAAAUCUUGUCUUCCGGUCUUGCCGUGGGCAAGCCCUUUUUCUGUGGGAGCACGGGGAGGCGCCUGGAGCUGCUCAGAAUGGAUGAUGCGGCGGAAAAGGGCGAGAAUGGGGAACGCAAGCACGGAGAGGCGGCACUGGGAGGCGACCUGUUCAGUGACUCCGCAGAGGAUGAGUGCAGCGGCAGCAGUUCGAGCCUCGAGACCUCGUCCAGCGAGGAGCCACACGACCCUUGUGGUGGAGCCCAUCAGGGACCGUCGUCGGAGCAGUCGGCGGUGGCGCCGGGUUGGCCUCUGCGGAAGAGCUCCGUCUCUGACUUGGUAUCGGAUGAUGAUGACGAUGAUGGCAAAGCCCAUGAGCACCACCACCAUGGAACAGAACAUCUGAUGAAGCCCAAAUACUCAGAAAUCGAGAUGAUGAAGGAGAGGUUCUCAAAACUGCUACUUGGAGAAGAUAUGUCUGGCUGCGGCAAAGGAGCGUGCACUGCACUGGCAAUUUCAAAUGCUAUCACUAAUCUCUGCGCCACCAUCUUCGGGCAGCUAUGGAGGCUGGAGCCUCUUUCUUCUGAGAAGAAGACCAUGUGGCGAAGGGAGAUGGAGUGGCUUCUGUGUGUCAGUGAUCACAUCGUCGAAAUGAUACCCUCAUGGCAAACAUUUCCUGACGGGAGCAAGUUCGAGGUCAUGACCUGCAGACCAAGAUCGGAUCUAUGUAUCAAUCUUCCGGCGCUGAGGAAGUUGGACAACAUGCUCCUUGAGAUACUGGACAGUUUCAGUGAUCCGGAGUUUUGGUACGUCGAUCAAGGGAUACUGGCGCCGGAUUCCGAUGGCUCGGCCUCCUUCCGACGAACCCUUCACCGGCAAGAAGAGAAGUGGUGGCUUCCCGUUCCUCGGGUCCCCCCCGGCGGCCUCCAUGAGAAGACGAGGAAGGAGUUGCAGCACAAAAGAGAAUGCACGAGUCAGAUCCUGAAGGCUGCGAUGGCAAUCAACAGCAACAGUUUGGCGGAAAUGGAAGUACCCGAGUCUUACCUCAGUUCACUACCAAAGAAUGGAAGAGCAAGUCUGGGUGAUGUGAUCCAUCGUUAUGUUGCAUCUGAUCAGUUCUCCCCCGAAUGCCUUCUCGACUGCCUCGAUUUAUCGUCCGAACACCGAGUCUUGGAAGUCGCCAACAGAGUGGAGGCAUCCAUCUACAUCUGGCGCCGGCGAGCGGCCAUGAAACCAGCAAGCAGCAGCACCGCUAAAUCGUCCUGGGAAAUCGUCAAGGACAUGAUCGUAGACGCAGACAAAAGGGAGCUGCUUGCUGAGAGGGCCGAGACCCUCUUGCUGUGCUUGAAGCAGAGGUUCCCCAGCCUCACCCAGACAUCGUUGGACACCAGCAAAAUCCAAUUCAACAAGGACAUCGGCAAAUCCAUUCUGGAAAGCUACUCCAGAGUUCUGGAGAGCCUCGCGUUCAACAUCGUGGCCCGCAUCGAUGAUUUGCUCCAUGUGGACGACUUCUGCAAGCACUCGGAUCCGCUGUUGGCGGUUCCAGCGGUCAGCAUCAUCGCGCAGAAGAAGGUGACGGUGCCUGCCUCCGGCACUCCAUGCAUGACGGCUUAUGCGACGCCAUGCUUCUCGCCGGCGCCGCUAAUUAGCCCAGCAGGGCGAGAGAGGUCGCCAUUGAUCAACAAGAAGCCCAGCAGUCGGGGAUUCGGUGUGAAGAAAGUGCUGACCAGUUAUCUCAACGUCGAGCUGAGGACCAAAAGCCCCAUCGAUGCGACUGAGCCAUCGGAGGUGGUCUCAAACAGAUACUCUGAGAUCUCAUCAGCCUCUUGAGCGAGUUCACGAGGAAGGAGGUGAAGAAACAGCUGAAGUGUUAUACUUUGUGUGAGAUGUAUAUUAAACCUGUAAUCCUCCUCGGUUUAUGCUUCUCAGCAGUGUUGCAUCUGUGGGUGGAAAUGCUCUCUUGAAUGGAAUAUAUGUAGGAAUAGUGUGUUUUGUGCCUUUUU
This is a messenger RNA of Musa acuminata AAA Group (dessert banana), 2482 nucleotides long. Its product is annotated as rop guanine nucleotide exchange factor 7-like. NCBI's taxonomy places the organism in Eukaryota, Viridiplantae, Streptophyta, Magnoliopsida, Zingiberales, Musaceae. Gene Ontology annotation, molecular function: guanyl-nucleotide exchange factor activity. The transcript is spliced from 7 exons. The record is from RefSeq and is a predicted model, not a curated record. The coding region runs from base 579 to 2309 and encodes 576 amino acids.